Molecule: messenger RNA, 1362 nt
Organism: Histoplasma mississippiense
Lineage: Eukaryota; Fungi; Ascomycota; Eurotiomycetes; Onygenales; Ajellomycetaceae
Product: CaaX prenyl protease
Exons: 5
Coding region: 1-1362 (453 amino acids)
Biological process (GO): CAAX-box protein processing
Cellular component (GO): endoplasmic reticulum membrane
Molecular function (GO): metalloendopeptidase activity
Source: RefSeq, a predicted model, not a curated record
AUGAACCAACUCGCUCUGCUGCUCGAUCGCCCAUUCUUCCCCUGGAAGAAGGUGAUCGUGGGCUUUUCGGUCGGACAGUACAUUAUCGAAGGAUUCCUAUCGUUACGGCAGUAUAAGAUCCUGCAGCAAAAGAAGCCGCCAAAGGUGUUAGCGGAGGAGGUUUCGCAAUCUGUCUUUGAUAAGAGUCAGGCAUAUGGACGGGCAAAGGCCAAAUUUGGCUUUGUGUCAGGCCUGUAUAGCCAAAUCCAGAACCUUGCAUUCAUCUACUACGAUGCCCUGCCAAAAUUGUGGGCUUUAACUGGCCUUUUCCUCUCUCGCUACAUGCCCAAGCGUUUUACCGGAGAAAUCUCUCAUACCUUGGCUUUCGUUUUUACCUUCAAUGUGAUCUCCACUGUCCUCUCCCUACCAACUUCAUAUUACAGCACCUUCGUCGUCGAGGAAAAAUUCGGCUUCAACAAGCAGACGCUCAAACUAUGGGUUACGGAUAUGCUCAAGGGUCAAUUGUUGGGCAUCGUUCUUGGCACACCGAUCAUCAGCGCAAUUUUGAAAAUCGUCCAGAAGACCGGCACCAGCUUCUUCUACUACCUAUGGGUCUUUGGCAUCUUUGUCCAACUAUUCGCUAUCACUAUCUACCCAAUUGCCAUUCUGCCGUUGUUUAACAAACUGACACCCCUGGAACCCGGAAAGCUGAAGACUGGUGUAGAGGACCUGGCCAGAAAACUCAAUUUCCCGCUCAAGGAGCUGCAUGUCAUUGACGGUAGUAAGAGGAGCGCUCACAGCAAUGCGUAUUUCUAUGGGCUCCCGUGGAAAAAGCAUAUUGUCAUUUAUGACACUUUGAUUGAGAAGAGUGAGCCUGAGGAAGUUGUUGCGGUUCUGGGACAUGAGUUGGGCCACUGGAGUCUUAACCAUACUACUAAGCUUUUUGGAAUUGCACAGUUCCAUAUGUUCUACAUCUUUGCACUUUUCUCUGCCUUUGUGAACAACAAAUCAUUAUACCAGGACUUUGGAUUCAUCAACGAGAUGCCCAUCAUGAUCGGUUUUAUUCUAUUCUCUGACGCCCUCGCCCCAAUGGACGCCGUGGUUAAACUCCUAAUGAACAUCCUAAGCAGAAAAUUUGAAUUUGAAGCCGAUGCGUUUGCUGUAAAUCUCGGAUACUCCACCGAGCUCGCCAAGUCGCUGCUCAAACUCCAGAUUCAAAACCUUUCCACCAUGGAUGCAGACUGGAUGUAUGCCAGCUACCACUACUCCCAUCCAAUUCUUCCGGAAAGACUUGCCGCGCUCGGCUGGAGUGGGGGAAAAGUGACUGAGGGCAAAUCGGAAGACAGUGAAAAGCCUGUUAAAGCUGCGGAUCGGGAGCUGUGA